Molecule: messenger RNA, 3639 nt
Organism: Melanotaenia boesemani (Boeseman's rainbowfish)
Lineage: Eukaryota; Metazoa; Chordata; Actinopteri; Atheriniformes; Melanotaeniidae
Gene: rps6kal
Product: ribosomal protein S6 kinase a, like
Exons: 22
Coding region: 346-2529 (727 amino acids)
Biological process (GO): protein phosphorylation
Molecular function (GO): ATP binding; ribosomal protein S6 kinase activity; magnesium ion binding
Source: RefSeq, a predicted model, not a curated record
UCGAGAUCUGCUGCUUUGGUUUGGACCGGGGAAAUCCUUAACUGAAUUGCGUCAUAAAUACGUCAAUAAACUCUCAUUCACUGACGGUCAGGUACACAGUAGCCGCCAUAUUCGCAUCUAUGGCAGGGUAGCGGUACUCUCGGCGAUCGUAUGAUCUUGUCAACAUCAACAAUUCCUCGCACCGAUCCCUGGAUCUCAUCCUGAUAGCGGUCCGCAGCCACGCCGCCCGCAUCUGAACAUCAAAGCAGAGCAAUCGGACUUCCACAGAGGGGAAGACAUGCAACGUGGAGAAGGGGUCUAGGUGGAAUACGAUGCCUUAGACUUGGAGAGGAAUCCUGGCACAAGAUGGAAGUAAACAGCGUUAGCAGUGAGUUGAAUGGUCAUCAGAUCAUGGAUGAGCCCAUGGAGGAGGGAGAGUCUUUCUCACACUGUGAUGACGGGACGUACAAAGAGAUUCCUAUCACCCACCAUGUGAAAGAGGGCUGUGAGAAAGCUGAUCCAUCUCAGUUUGAACUGCUUAAAGUCCUCGGUCAGGGCUCUUUUGGCAAGGUAUUUCUUGUCAGGAAGAUUGUGGGUCCAGAUGCUGGUCAAUUAUAUGCAAUGAAAGUACUAAAAAAGGCAUCUUUGAAAGUCAGGGACAGAGUUCGCACUAAGAUGGAAAGAGACAUUUUAGUAGAAGUCAAUCAUCCCUUCAUAGUGAAGUUGCACUACGCCUUUCAGACAGAAGGGAAACUGUAUUUAAUACUGGACUUUCUCAGGGGAGGGGAUGUAUUCACUCGCUUAUCCAAAGAGGUAAUGUUUACAGAGGAAGAUGUGAAAUUCUACCUUGCAGAGCUGGCCCUGGCCCUCGACCAUCUGCACAACCUGGGCAUAGUUUACAGAGAUCUCAAGCCAGAGAACAUCUUACUUGAUGAAGCUGGACAUAUAAAGUUAACAGACUUUGGCUUGAGUAAAGAGUCAGUAGAUGCUGAUAAGAAGGCUUAUUCCUUCUGUGGUACGGUGGAGUAUAUGGCCCCUGAGGUGGUCAACAGGAGAGGACACACACAGAGCGCGGACUGGUGGUCUCUGGGAGUACUUAUGUUUGAAAUGUUAACAGGAACGUUACCGUUCCAAGGGAAAGACCGCAACGAGACCAUGAACAUGAUUCUCAAAGCAAAGCUGGGAAUGCCCCAAUUCCUCAGUUUGGAAGCCCAGAGUUUGCUCAGAAUGCUGUUUAAACGUAACCCUGCCAAUAGACUAGGGGCCGGGCCCGAUGGUGUGGAGGAGAUCAAACGCCACGCUUUCUUUUCCACCAUCGACUGGAAUAAAUUGUACAGGAGGGAGCUUCAACCCCCAUUCAAGCCUGCCGCAGGUAAACCAGAUGACACGUUCUGCUUCGACCCAGAGUUCACCGCUAAAACACCUAAAGACUCCCCAGGUAUCCCACCCAGUGCUAAUGCCCACCAGCUCUUCAAAGGCUUCAGUUUUGUUGCCCCGACCCCAAUGGAUGAGAACAAGAGUUCCCCGCUGAUCAGCAUACUCCCCAUAGUUCAGAUGCACGGAGGCUCAGCCAAGUUCUCUGAUCUGUACGAGCUGCAGGAGGACAUCGGGGUCGGCUCUUACUCCAUCUGCAAACGCUGUGUACACCGAGUUUCUACCGUGGACUAUGCUGUGAAGAUUAUAGACAAAAGUAAGCGAGACCCCUCUGAAGAGAUUGAAAUCCUGAUGCGAUAUGGACAGCACCCCAACAUCAUCACUCUAAAAGAUGUGUACGAUGAGGGCAGGUACGUAUACCUGGUAACGGAGCUCAUGAAGGGAGGGGAGCUGCUGGAUCGAAUCCUCCGGCAGAAGUUCUUUUCUGAAAGAGAGGCCAGUGCUGUGCUGUACACCAUCACCAAAACUGUUGACUACCUCCACUGCCAAGGAGUGGUACAUCGAGACCUGAAGCCCAGCAACAUCCUGUACAUGGAUGACUCUGGGAAUCCCGACUCCAUCAGGAUCUGUGACUUUGGCUUUGCCAAGCAGCUUCGGGGAGGCAACGGCCUGCUGCUCACCCCCUGUUACACCGCCAACUUCGUGGCACCUGAGGUACUAAUGCGUCAAGGUUAUGAUGCAGCCUGUGAUAUAUGGAGUCUUGGAGUUCUGCUGUACACCAUGUUGGCAGGGUACACACCGUUUGCUAAUGGACCGAACGACACACCAGAAGAGAUUCUUCUCCGGAUAGGAUCUGGAAAGUUCUCUUUAACGGGUGGCAACUGGGAUACUGUAUCAGACACCUCGAAGGACUUGCUGUCCCACAUGCUCCAUGUAGACCCUCACCAGCGAUACACAGCAGAGCAGGUUCUAAAGCAUUCCUGGAUCACAUGUCGAGAUACACUACCACACUUCCAGCUCACACGCCACGAUGCACCACAUCUUGUCAAGGGAGCCAUGGCUGCUACGUAUUCAGCUCUGAGUCAGAAGACGAGUCAGCCGGUGUUGGAGCCCGUGGCAGCAUCCAGUUUAGCCCAGAGACGCAGCAUGAAGAAACUCACCUCAACAGACAUGUAGACAUAUCAGUCGCCCUCCAGUUUUGGCCUCACUCUUGCAGACUCAAAUACGCAAACACAAAUGCGCACGCACACACUCAGACCCAAGUCCUGGCCAGUCCAAACUACUGCCCCCUCUUCCUUUAUGUUUUCUAGAUAUUUAUUUAAUACAUCCAGCAUUGGCACUCACACUCAGAAACUCGCUCACACAGACACAGAACGAAGGUGCAAUGCAAAGGAGUGGGCCGAAGAAGAAGAGCAGAAUCUCACAUAUCUGUUACUGCUGGGGAGACGGACUUGUAUUUAUUUCCACAGCUUUCAUAUGCACUUACCCUCCUCGCCUUUCAUUCUGUCUUCUCCGUGUGGGGAAGAAACACCAGCUGAUGUUCUCCUUCACUGUGAUUGGCUGAUUCAAAGCUGCUUUGGUAAACUGUGCCCCUCCCUCACCCACAGCUCUUCAUCUUCUCUCGUUCACCCUCCUCCUCAGUUGUGUCUCUUUGUCAUGUUUUACUUUUGCUCUCUUUAAUUUUUAUUUUCUUCAAAUUUAUGAUUUAUGUUGAGGGUGCUGGCAGGAUGAUAAUGACUGAGGUACACUGUAGACUGUUUCCUCUCUAAAAAUGACAACAAAACAUUUAAAAAGUCCCUCAGCAUCAGAAUCAUUUACCAGCACUUUUGGGAACAUAAAUGCAUGUUUGGACAGAACCUGUGCUCCUUUUCCCUUCAAGAUCCCCGUUUGACUCCUGUUACUUUGUGACUCUAACAAUGUUUAAACAAAAAAAAAAGUUACAUAAGCUGCAGAUGGAUAAAAGAAAUGCCAAGAAUCUGAAGGUGAAACAGUAGGGUUGAGAUACCACAGUCUUGUUUGCAAAAUAUAUAUAAAUAUAUAAAUAAAUGUAUAUGAUGAUGAAGAAGAUGAAGAGCAUGUGAGGGAGCUGUAGGGAUUUCUCUGGGGGGGAUGGGACGCAACCCAUCGAACCAGAGAGGCUGAAUUAAAGAAAAUAUUUCCAUGAAUAUCUCUUCGAAAAGACAUUGUGGAAAUUGUAUGAUAUUGUAUUUAUUUCAUUUGAUUUUUAAAAUUCUAUUUUUCUUUCAAGUUCUGUAUAUAUUGACAUUAAAGAUCAUUAUUGACAUG